CUUCCUCUCGACCACAUUGGUAGUUCUUCAGUGUAUUGUUCUGCAGUGAAAACUCGCUUAUUGGAGACAAUGUCUGAUCAUUUCAACCUGGCAUAUUUUCUAGAAAGCAGUGAGGCUGCUACCUUUGAUGUGGACGAUCUGAUCUUUGAUGGCGUCAACUUCUCAGAAGCAACUGACUUCUACGCCAACGACUCCUGCAGCAGCGUGAAAGAGGGCCGGCAGUUUGAGGCGGUCUUCAUCCCGGUUCUGUACUCGGUGGCUUUGGUGGUGGGCAUCCCAGGGAACGCGGUGCUCCUGGGGGUCCUGGCUCGCAGCAGGAAGAACUGGAGUGUGACGGACACCUUCAUUCUCCACUUGGCUGUGGCUGAUGUGCUGCUGCUGCUCACGCUGCCCUUGUUGAUGGCCCAGGACGCCCAAGGAGCGGGGUGGACGUUUGGUACUCCUCUCUGCAAGAUCACGGGUUCGGUUUUCACGAUCAACUUCUAUUGUGGAAUCUUCCUGCUGGCCUGCAUCAGCCUGGACCGCUACCUUUCCAUCGUCCACGCCACCCAGAUGUACUCGCACAGGAAACCCCACUUCAUCCAGGCCAGCUGCUCGGCCGUAUGGCUUCUUUCGCUCUUCCUUUCUCUCCCCGACUGGAUCUUCCUGGAAGCCCUGAAAGACGCCCGACGAGACAAAACCGAAUGCGUCCGCAACGUCUCCGAGUCCUGGAGUCUGGCCUUGCGCCUCGUCUACCACCUCGCCGGCUUCCUGGUGCCGUCCUUGGUCCUGGUCUUCUGCUACUCGUGCAUCCUGCGCCGGCUGCGCUGCGGCUCACAGGGCCUCCAGAAACAAAAGGCCUUCAGGGUCAUCGCCGCCGUGGUGGUGGUCUUCUUCGUCUGCUGGAUGCCGUACAACGUCACACUAAUGGUAGACACCGCCUUUUCAGAGGACGCCGGCCGGAGUUGUGAGUUCAGAGCGUCGCUGGGGAAGGCCAUGAUCAUCACCCCCACCGUCGGUUACCUCCAUUGCAGCCUCAACCCUGUCUUGUAUGCUUUUGUGGGGAUCAAGUUCCGUCGUCAGCUCCAGGACAUCCUGAGGCUGAUGACCUGCAAACCCAAAGAGAGCAUCAAACUCCAGUCGGCAGUGGGCAGCAGGAGAAGCUCCUUUUGGUCCAACUCUGGGGACACCUCCAACUCCCUGGCGAUCUGAGACAGAAGCAUGCACAGACCUUCGUCUUUCUUCUACGGUCGUUCUUCUUUAAUGUAGUCUGGGCUUCACACAGUCUUAGAUCUCUUCUUUAAGAUCUUUUUUUGUAUAGCUAUGUAAAUUGAAUGUCUUACUGUACAUUUAAACCGACAACUGUACAUACAAGUAUGUCAUUCUGUAUAUUGAGCUAUGGUUUAUACGGUUGCUCAACGAUUUUUAAAACUGUUGUACCACU
Molecule: messenger RNA, 1423 nt
Organism: Nerophis ophidion (straightnose pipefish)
Lineage: Eukaryota; Metazoa; Chordata; Actinopteri; Syngnathiformes; Syngnathidae
Gene: cxcr3.1
Product: chemokine (C-X-C motif) receptor 3, tandem duplicate 1
Exons: 3
Coding region: 70-1191 (373 amino acids)
Biological process (GO): regulation of leukocyte migration; immune response; inflammatory response
Cellular component (GO): membrane
Molecular function (GO): C-X-C chemokine receptor activity
Source: RefSeq, a predicted model, not a curated record